GCCUUUCCUUUGACCUUUACACUCAACCUCUCCCCCUCUUGUAAUCAUAUUCACACGUAUCCCACACCGACCAUGGGGGAAAAACUGACAAAGAAGCAAAAGAAGACGAGUGAAUUUAGAGGCAAGAAGAGAAAGCUCGACGACAGCAUCGCCGACGUGCCCGAGGAGGACACCCCUGAGACUAGCAACGAUAACAGCAAGGAGACGAAGGAUAAAAAGUCAUCAACGUCAAAGAAGGAUACCAAGGACAAAAGCAAAAAGGAAUCGAAGGGCGAGUCCAAUUCUGAGGAAACGGCAUCGUUAGAGCACAAGAAGAAGCGCAAACGAGGCAAGGGAACCAGCAAAGAGGAGGCCAAGGAUGGGUCUGCCAAGGAGACCAGUGAAGGGGAUAAGGAAAAGGAGGCUAAGACUGCUGUAAAGACAGCACCCAAGAAUCAGAAGUUUAUUGUCUUUGUCGGAAACCUGCCAUUUAACAUUACCAAGGAACAACUGGAGAAGCAUUUCGAGAGCUGCGGCAAGAUCUCAUCAGUGCGUGUUCAGACGGAUAAGGCGACCGGAAAAGGCAAAGGGUUCGCAUUCAUGGAGUUCCCAGACGUAGAAUCCAUGCAGAAAGCGCUCUUUUUUAACAAGACUCUGAUCAAGGAAAGACCUAUCAACGUGGAAUUGACAGCUGGUGGUGGCGGCAACAAGAGCACUGCUAGAAAACAAAAGAUUGCUGUGAAAAAUGAGGCCUUAAAUGAGGAACGCCGUAAACUGCACGAGAAGCACAUUGCACCGGCUAAGGAAGCAAAGUCAUCAUAUGCUGCAGCUAACCCACCAGUAGUCCAGAAGGCGACACCCAAGGCCGUUAAGAAGCCCUCGGAAAUCAGUGGAGUAAACGCGAUCUCAGUCGAGGGACUUACCGCUCGUCUUCGCAAAGGAUAGAAAAGAGCACCAUUUACUCUGUUUUCAUUAUAACAAAUACACUAUUGCAUCCUUUACUCCGUUUUCUGUUACAAUAUAUUAUUGCAUCCUUUUACUCUUGUAACUCCUA
Gamsiella multidivaricata is the source of this 1033-nucleotide messenger RNA. RefSeq lists its product as uncharacterized. Bases 73 to 924 code for a protein of 283 amino acids. NCBI's taxonomy places the organism in Eukaryota, Fungi, Mortierellomycota, Mortierellomycetes, Mortierellales, Mortierellaceae. Gene Ontology annotation, molecular function: RNA binding. The transcript is spliced from 5 exons. The record is from RefSeq and is a predicted model, not a curated record.